Saimiri boliviensis boliviensis (Bolivian squirrel monkey) is the source of this 1402-nucleotide messenger RNA. RefSeq names its product mitochondrial ribosomal protein L50 (gene MRPL50). The record is from RefSeq and is a predicted model, not a curated record. Gene Ontology annotation, cellular component: mitochondrion; mitochondrial large ribosomal subunit. Lineage: Eukaryota; Metazoa; Chordata; Mammalia; Primates; Cebidae.
CUCUUACGUCAGUGGAUCUCAGCAAAAAUGGCCGCGCGGUCUGUGUCCUGCGUUACCAGAAGAGUCUUCAUGUGGAAAGUCUCAGGGGCACCACGUAGAGAAUUUUGGUCUCGAUCCAGAAAAGAAAUAGAGCCAGUGGUUGCUGAGACUGUAGAAGAGGUGAAAAAGGAAUCUAUCCUAGUGUGUCCACCCUUACGAAGCCGAGCAUACACACCACCUGAAGAUCUCCAGAGUCGUUUGGAAUCUUAUGUUAAAAAAGUUUUUGGUUCAUCUCUUCCUUGUGAUUGGCAAGACGUCUCCCUGGAAGAUGGUCGUCUAAAGUUCAGUCUCUUGGUACAUUUAGCUGAUGACUUGGGUCAUGUAGUCCCUAAUUCCAGACUCCACCAGAUGUGCAGGGUUAGAGAUGUUCUUGAAUUCUAUAACAUUCCUGUUCAAGAUAGAUCUAAAUUUGAUGAACUCAGUGCCAGUAAUCUGCCCCCCAAUUUGAAGAUCACUUGGAGUUACUAAGCAAUUUGGAAGAGAAACACCUUGAAAUCAUUUUUUUCCCUGGGCAAGGGGGCUGCUUAUCAUACCUUUCAAUACUUUACCAUAAGAAAUACUACCAGAACUGUUCUCUAAACCCACUCUUUCUAUAGAUGAAUGUAUCAUCUCUUAUUUUUUUUCUCAUAUUAUAAAUGGACAAAUAACAGGACUUUCUACUUUCAUAUUUGCUGAAACUGUUUUUUUUAAAUGAAAUUAAGUCAUUAAUAAUUUGAAACAUUUUGAGAGGACACUGUCAUUAACUUGGAUUUAAGACAGGAGGACAUGUCAAGUUCACACCCUUCAUUAGGCAUAAAGUAGUAGUUGCAAGAAAAUAUUUUCAUCCUAUUAGGACUCAUAUCUAAGGUAGAGUUAUUAUAUAUUGCACAUAUACAAAUAAACUUGUAUUAGAUAGAUACCUAUAAAGGAAACAGAAGUAUGUUGCAUGUUACUGACCAUUCUAGAUUAAUUUCUUUUGGAAUUAAAGUAGAUUUGUUGAAGUGUAUUGUGUGUUGUAAAUUUUUUUAAGUGAAAUUUACUUCUGAUGUGCCUUCGCAUUUCUUUACAGUGAGUAUAACUUUGAAAAAUUAGAAUACAUGCCAACUAUUGAGUGCUAUGACUCUUGCUCGUAAGAGAUAUGCCAGAUUCUAUGUCUAAAUUGUGUAUUCUCUUCAGAGGAGAUGAUGCUUAUUUUAAACCUUUUUUCUAUAACUUCUAAAAAGUGAUGUUGAGUAUUCACUAGAAUAGCAAGUCUUUGUACUUUAAUGGACUUAAUUUGUGGAAAUUACUUAAAUAGCAGGUUAUCAGAUGGUUCUGAAUGACAAAGUUAGUUGUUAAAUUUGGGAUUAUUUAUUUUGAGACGGAGUCUCACCCUGUCACCCAG